GCGAAGUGCCGCCAACGUCGUCUUCCAUUCUCCGACACCGAGAACGCAUCAGCUUCCAACUCCAUCACACUCCUCUUUUUCCUCCCUUUAAAACCUUUUCCAUUUUCCUCUCUCUAUUGUACUUCUCAACAUCCAUUCUCCUUCAAUGGCGGCAUUUUCGUUUCCUAAACUCACUCACUUCUCUUCCACAACCACCCGUCUCAUCCCUCCUAAACCCACAUUCGCCUCCUCCACCAAAGUCCGCAUGUCCCUUCAAGAAAAUGGGCCCUCCGUUGCCGUCGUCGGCGUCACUGGUGCCGUUGGGCAAGAGUUCCUCUCGGUCCUCUCCGAUCGCAAUUUCCCUUACCGCUCCAUCAAGAUGCUAGCAUCCAAGCGCUCCGCUGGCCGUCGGCUCACAUUCGAAGAUAAAGAACAUGUCAUCGAGGAGUUGACUCCUGAAAGCUUCGACGGCAUUGAUAUUGCUUUGUUCAGUGCUGGUGGGACAAUCAGCAGAGAGUUUGGUCCCACCGCGGUUGAACGAGGGACGAUUGUGGUGGAUAAUAGCUCGGCGUUUCGUAUGGACGAGAAUGUACCGCUUGUGAUUCCCGAAGUGAAUCCCGAGGCCAUGGAUCAUAUUAAGCUUGGAAUGGGGAAGGGCGCUCUCGUAGCUAACCCCAAUUGUUCCACCAUUAUUUGCUUGGUGGCUGCUACACCUCUUCAUCGACGGGCAAAGGUAUUGCGUAUGGUUGUUAGCACAUACCAAGCUGCUAGUGGUGCUGGUGCUGCUGCAAUGGAAGAGCUGGAACUGCAAACUCGUGAGGUAUUGGAAGGAAGGCCGCCAACUUGUAAAAUAUUUAAUCAACAGUAUGCUUUUAAUUUGUUCUCCCAUAAUGCGUCUGUUCUCUCAAAUGGAUAUAAUGAAGAGGAAAUGAAGAUGGUGAAGGAGACAAGGAAAAUUUGGAAUGACAAGGAUGUGAAAAUAACUGCAACAUGUAUACGAGUUCCUGUAAUGCGAGCCCAUGCUGAGAGUGUGAAUCUUCAAUUUGAGAAACCCCUUGAUGAGGACACUGCCAGAGAUAUUCUGAAGACUGCUCCAGGUGUAGUGGUGAUUGAUGACCGCGCAUCAAAUCAUUUUCCUACUCCUUUGGAAGUUUCAAAUAAAGAUGACGUUGCUGUUGGCAGGAUUCGCCGUGACUUGUCUCAAGAUGGGAAUCUAGGGUUGGACAUAUUUGUUUGUGGCGAUCAAAUUCGCAAGGGAGCUGCACUCAAUGCAAUCCAGAUUGCUGAGAUGUUACUAUGAGUUUACAUGUUUCAAGGAUGAGAUUCUUACAGGUCGCUAUUCUUUUGAGCUAAUCAUUUUUCAAUCUGACAAUCUUGAAAGAGAUUUUCUAGUAUAAAGUCCUAUAAUCAUGGAAAAGGCGGAUCAAGUGAGUGAAGGCCUAAACUUGCCAUUUUGUCUCCAGUUGCAUCACUGAAACUAUGUUGAGGAAGUCUUCUUUUUUAUAUACUUGUGUAGCCAUUUGUAUCCUAAAAUUAUUGUCUAACUUAUAGGACACUAC
Messenger RNA from Neltuma alba, 1538 nucleotides. Its product is annotated as aspartate-semialdehyde dehydrogenase. The coding region runs from base 146 to 1279 and encodes 377 amino acids. The record is from RefSeq and is a predicted model, not a curated record. NCBI's taxonomy places the organism in Eukaryota, Viridiplantae, Streptophyta, Magnoliopsida, Fabales, Fabaceae. Gene Ontology annotation, biological process: L-threonine biosynthetic process. The transcript has 7 exons. Gene Ontology annotation, molecular function: NADP binding; aspartate-semialdehyde dehydrogenase (NADP+) activity; protein dimerization activity.